AUGUCGUCGAUCAAGGAAAACGGUCUUUGGAGCGUCAUGGAGCGUUUCAAUCUGGUGCAGAACAUGCGCGCGGGCAACGACGCGGACUUUGCGUCUUGGUUGCUUCGGCUCGGCAACGGCCAACUGCCCGCGGUCGACGGCGUUCCGGACACCGUGCAAAUACCGCGGGAAAUGGUAUGCGACGUCGCUGAUUUAAUCGACUUCGUGUAUCCGCAGCAUAUGUCGUUGGCCAACGUCGAAGAAUUUGCUCGGAGAGUCAUCGUGUGUCCCACUAACGAAGAGUGCGGAGAUGUCAACGGGGACGUGCUGGAGCGCGUCGACGGUCGAGAGAUGACCUACACCAUGAUGGCGAACGAGGCCGAUGAAGUGGCCAAUUUCCCCACAGAGUUCCUCAACGCUUUGGUACCGGACGGCCUGCCGCCGUUCCGGCUAAAGUUGAAGGUGGGGUGCAUCGUGAUGUUGCUCAGAAAUCUCGAUCCGAGGAGACGACUGUGCAACGGUACGAGGUUGGUGGUCACCGAACUGCGGACUCACAAUUUCAAGGCGAAAAUUUUGGGAGGUGACCCACAGGACGAAGACAUCGUCCUGCCCAAGAUACUGCUCACGUCCAGCGCUGAGGACGACCUGCCCAUCCUACUGCGGCGCCUUCAAUUCCCGGUGCGGUUGUCGUUCGCCAUGACCAUCAACAAGUCGCAGGGUCAGACGUUCGACAGGGUAGGUUUGCUACUGACGUCGCCCCCGUUUACUCACGGGCAGCUGUACGUAGCGUUUUCGAGG
Messenger RNA from Acyrthosiphon pisum (pea aphid), 777 nucleotides. Its product is annotated as ATP-dependent DNA helicase PIF1-like. The annotation marks the transcript as partial. NCBI's taxonomy places the organism in Eukaryota, Metazoa, Arthropoda, Insecta, Hemiptera, Aphididae. The record is from RefSeq and is a predicted model, not a curated record. The transcript has a single exon.